UAGUGACCCGACCCCAUGGACUGCAGCCUACCAGGCUCCUCCGUCCCUGGGAUUUUCCAGGGAAGAGUACUGGAGUGGGGUGCCAUGGCCUUCUCCGCUAGAGUGGCUAGUAAAUGUAUUUUCUUUGGACGGCAUGGUACUUAGAAUGCUUCUGUUGGUGGUUGGUUUUUGUUUGCACUGGGUGUUUCAGCUUGUGCUGGCAUUUUUCAGUUUGCAGUGGUGAGUUCUGCUCCCUCUGGUCUUACACUCUGCUGCUCCUUAUGUUUUUGUUAACGGCUUUCUAGCUAUGGAAUGAGUUAUGACCUUGGUCUUUAUGGUAGCCAGUCCUUUGUGUUUUUCACCUUGAAAAACCAGGGACCCUCCAUUUAAUAGGAAGUUAUAAGGGAAAAUUUUGUAUCAUUUAACAUGGUAAGAAAUGUAUUUCAAGAUCCUUAGGAGAACCUUUGAACCUUUAUUGACUUUUACUUUUUUAAAAAUUUUUAUAAAGCCCUUUCAAAAAAUACAGUGGCAUGUAAUUCAUGUAAUUCAGGUGUUUUUUCCAUUGGAAACUUGCUGUCUAAACUUACUAUCAUUGCACUGAAUAUUACGAGAAGCAUUGUUUUAUACUCAGAAUAUCACUUAAGAGCUUGUUAGGAAUGCAGAAUCUUCGGCACCACCUGAACCACUUGACCCGAAUCUGCCGUUUACAGGAGUCUCAGGUCAUGCUUUUUAAACCUGUCCAGAUUCAACUGUUACUGUUAAUACUAAAAAAGCUGCCAGGUGCCCUCCUGACGUCUCUUGGCUGUCCGCCCCUCUCUCCACAUGUGGAUUGCAGCUUGAUUAGGGUGCAGUCCUGCAGCCCAGUGGCUGAAGCCAGGAAAGGGACCCUGUCUACCAGUGAUGACGUUGAAGACAGAGAAAACGAGAAGGGGCGCCUCGAAGAAGCCUAUGAGAGGUGUGACCGUGACCUGGAUGAACUCAUCGUACAGCACUACACAGAACUGACCACGGCCAUCCGCACGUACCAGAGCAUCACAGAGCGCAUCACCAACUCCCGAAACAAAAUAAAGCAGGUGAAAGAGAAUCUGCUUUCAUGCAAGAUGCUAUUGCACUGCAAACGAGAUGAGCUUCGGAAGCUGUGGAUUGAAGGAAUUGAACAUAAGCAUGUUCUGAACCUGCUGGAUGAAAUCGAGAAUAUCAAGCAAGUGCCUCAAAAGCUGGAACAGUGCAUGGCCAGCAAGCACUAUCUCAGUGCCACCGACAUGCUGGUGUCUGCAGUCGAGUCUUUGGAGGGCCCACUGCUCCAGGUGGAAGGACUGAGUGACCUUAGGCUGGAGCUGCACAGCAAGAAGAUGAACCUCCACUUGGUUCUCAUAGACGAGCUGCAUCGGCACCUGUACAUCAAAUCCACUAGCCGAGUUGUGCAGCAGAACAAGGAAAAAGGGAGGAUGAGCUCCCUGGUGAAGGACGUUUCUCCUGUCCCUCUGCUUGAUGUUACCAACCUUCCUACGCCUCGGAAAUUCCUCGAUACCUCUCAGUAUUCUACUCCUGGAAGCUCCAGUGUGAAGGAAAUAAGCCUCCAGGACAUCAAGGAGGAUUUGGAGUUGGAUCCAGAGGAGAACAGCACCCUUUUUAUGGGCAUCCUCAUCAAGGGGCUGGCCAAACUGAAGAAGAUCCCAGAGACAGUGAAGGCAAUCACAGAACGCUUGGAGCAGGAACUUAAGCAAAUCGUGAAGAGGUCUACAACCCAGGUGGCCGACAGUGACUAUCAGAGGGGAGAGAACCUCACGGCUGAGAACCAGCCAAGGCUACUUCUAGAACUGCUGGAGUUGCUGUUUGACAAGUUUAACGCUGUCGCCACAGCACACUCUGUGGUCCUGGGAUACCUGCAGGACACUGUGGUGACCCCACUGAGUCAGCAGGAAGAUGUCAAAUUGUACGACAUGGCCGAUGUGUGGGUGAAGAUCCAAGAUGUUCUGCAGAUGCUGUUGACUGAGUACUUGGAUAUGAAAAAUACACGUACGGCCUCUGAACCUUCAGCGCAGCUCAGUUAUGCCAGCAGUGGACGCGACUGUGCAGCCUUUUUUGCCAAGAAGAAACCUCAAAGGCCAAAGAACUCUCUUUUCAAGUUCGAAUCCUCCUCCCACGCCAUCAGCAUGAGUGCCUACUUGAGAGAACAGAGAAGGGAGCUGUACAGUCGGAGCGGAGAACUUCAAGGGGGUCCUGAUGACAACUUAAUUGAAGGUGGAGGAACAAAAUUUGUUUGCAAACCUGGAGCCAGGAACAUUACCGUCAUAUUCCAUCCAUUAUUAAGAUUUAUCCAAGAGAUAGAGCAUGCCCUGGGACUUGGUCCUGCCAAACAGUGUCCUCUUCGAGAGUUUCUCACCGUGUACAUCAAAAACAUCUUCCUCAAUCAGGUCUUGGCUGAGAUCAACAAGGAGAUCGAAGGAGUCACGAAAACAUCUGACCCCCUGAAGAUCCUGGCUAAUGCAGACACCAUGAAAGUGCUGGGGGUUCAGCGGCCUCUCCUCCAGAGCACAAUCAUUGUGGAGAAGACAGUGCAAGACCUCAUGAACUUGAUGCACGACUUGAGUGCCUACUCAGAUCAGUUCCUCAACAUGGUGUGCGUGAAGCUGCAGGAGUACAAGGAUACGUGCACUGCAGCCUACAGGGGUAUCGUCCAGUCUGAAGAAAAACUUGUCAUCAGCGCAUCUUGGGCAAAAGAUGAUGAUAUCAGCAGGCUCUUGAAAUCUCUACCAAACUGGAUGAAUAUGGCUCAACCCAAACAGCUGAGGUCAAAGAGAGAAGAGGAAGAAGAUUUCAUAAGGGCAGCAUUUGGCAAGGAGUCGGAAGUUCUUAUUGGGAACCUGGGUGAUAAAUUAAUCCCUCCACAAGACAUCCUCUGUGACGUCAGCGACCUCAAAGCCUUGGCCAACAUGCAUGAGAGCUUGGAAUGGUUAGCAGGCCGAACAAAGUCAGCUUUCUCCAGUCUUUCUACAUCCCAGAACUCAGCUCACUCCACCACCACCACCAACAAAAAAACCAGGGAGGAGCUGACUUUCCCUUUUGUUCCUUGCAAAAUAAACAGCUCUGAAGAGGAACCCGAUGCUUCCCGUCCCCGUUUCCUUUGACUCUUGAAACGUAGGGCUGCUUGGGCUGGUGUGUUCGUGAUGACUGGAAGGAGUCCUGUCGUUUGGUGGGUCAUCCGAGUCUAACAUUUAACAAUGCAGUCUCUUACUUUGGCAGCACAGCAGUCCAGAUUUCUAUUCUAAAAGGGUUCCACAAGGCCAAAUAGGACACAGCCUCUACAGCAAGCCACUGAGUGAUCCACACGGGCUAACCUGGCUUCAACUAUUCUCAGAAAGGGAGAGACAUGCUCUCAGAGUUAUGCUCAACUCUGUAAUUGCACCAUUUCACUGUUGUGUUCGUGUCACUAAGAGUCCCCGGUACAGUUGAGGUCUAAUUCAUGCCUUCUAUCAUCUCUGGUUUUCUGACAAAGAUCUCUCAUACCACGCCCGUUAAUACCUCUCGUAUGCUCAAUUCCAUUUUAUAAUAUAAGUUGUACCCUCUCGGUUCCUUUCAGGGUGAUUAUUCCACCCAGUGAGUGAUUUAAGUGACUGUCAGCAUUUUGACGAUCAGCGCAAAACCCAAGUGAACUGUAAUCACUAGUUAUGUUGUCUUUGUUAAAACAAAGCAUCAAGCAAGCCUGGUUUAUUCUGUUAGCAACAUGCCUCGCUCACCCACACUCAUCUAGUCUUCAAAUUCCCAGCAGAGAUGCCCAUUGCUGUUUAUAAUUUGAACAAAGCAGGGAAUUCUCUGAUAAUGGGUUACUUUGAUUGUUCCAUGUCAGUGUGACUUUAGAAGGGGAAUCAGGGACAGCUCUUUAUAUUCUUUUGAAAAGUGAACCACAUGAUUACCUCAACAAAAGUAUUGCCAAGUCUGGAGACUCGAUAGCAUGAAGAAAAUGCCAGCCUUUUGUCUAGCCCUCCCAGAGACUCAGGAUGGGGGAAAGUCAAGAAAAGAAGUAUAGAAGUUUAUUUUUUGUCCACAUCUGUUCAACUAUUUUGGAUGAUAAUACUGUGCCUUAUUAUAAUUACGGUACAUGGAGAAAGUUUGCAGAAAAUUAUUUUCAUAGUAAAAAACAAUCUCUUUAGAUAUUACAACAGGAUUCUCCUCCUGUUCAAUAUAAAGAUAUGAAGUAUUUUAAGUAGAGGAGAAUGGCAGAGCAUGGCUGGCCAUGUGCCCAGAAAAUAAGAGUUGACCCUUUUUUCAAAGAUGGUUUUUCUGUCUCUUCUACUAUUUUCUGUUUUCCUUACACUUAGGAGAGUCUCCUUACCUCAUGUAGAUCCUAACUGCACCAAAGACACUGCUCCUUUUUCAUCCUUCCACAGUCCUUUGUUCCUGCUCCAUUUCUCCCAGUACUCUCCUGCUCAGUCUUUCUUCAACUUAUUCUACUUAAAAUUCUUUGUGUUGAGUGCUCAGUUACUUCAGUCAUGUCUGAUUUUUUGUGACCCCGUGGACCGUAGCCCACCAGGCUCCUCUGUCCGUGGGAUUUCCCAGGCAAGAAGACUGGAGUGGAUUGCCAUUCCCUCCUCCAGGGCAUCUUCCCGACCCAGGGAUCAAACCCAUGUUUCCUGCAUCUUCUGCAUUGCAGGCAGAUUCUUUCCUACUGAGCCACCUGGGAAGCCUGGUGACAGUCACAGCCCAAUUAAAGGACCAAAAAAAUUCUUUGAUUUGUAAAACCAGUAAAUCAAAGGCUUCAGAUGUGGCUGAAUGCAGAGGUUCACAAGAUAACAGGACAUAACAGACCUGUUUACAUGCCUGCGCCCCCUCUCUCCCCCAUUCUUUAUUUUUGCUGUAUUCCUUUAUUUCAUCUCAGGGAAGACCUUUUCAUAUAGUAACAUUCUUGGCCACCAGCAGCCCCAAGAUUAUUUGAUCCCAGACAAAAAGAGCAUUUUUACUAAGAGCUCAUGAAGCCAUCCUAGAGAAGACUUGGAUUGACCUAACUUGGCCUCCGCUCAUAGGUCUCGAAGUCUCUCCUUGUAUACGCCUUGGUUUCUAACUCUCUAUCCCCCUACCCACGGCUCAGUCUCCCACUCCCACUUCUAGAAUCUCUGUGUUCAGGAUCUGUUUUUAACAAAUACGCUUUCAGUGCAAGGAAGUUGAGCAGGACCAUAUUUAGUGUUGGACAUUCAGGAUCUACAUUUAUAGAUAUCUCCCCUCAUUGAUCAGAGUUUCAACUUUGUAGUAAAGGCACAGACUAUCUGUCCUCUGUAAUAGCUGCUGUUUGUAAGAAUACUAAAUAAAAAGUCUGAAAUUAACUUUAAGAAAAUUCUCAGCAAAAUGUGACCUACAUAGAAAUUGUUAAAGUGCAUUCAAUUGGAACAC
Bubalus bubalis (water buffalo) is the source of this 5367-nucleotide messenger RNA. It is a transcript of the gene EXOC4, whose product is annotated as exocyst complex component 4. Gene Ontology annotation, biological process: chemical synaptic transmission; Golgi to plasma membrane transport; exocytosis. The record is from RefSeq and is a predicted model, not a curated record. Bases 636 to 3110 code for a protein of 824 amino acids. Lineage: Eukaryota; Metazoa; Chordata; Mammalia; Artiodactyla; Bovidae. Gene Ontology annotation, cellular component: exocyst; synapse; growth cone membrane. The transcript is spliced from 16 exons.